GGCUUUCUAGAGGAGGCGUUGGCCGGCCCUAAGCCUCCCAUGAGGGAGGCUGCAAGUCGAAGGCCUCUCCCUGCAAUCUCCAGUUAACCCUGUCUUGCGCUAGCUGAUUCCAAUUUCUACCUGCAAGUUUCCCAAUUUCAUCACCCCACCAAGGAAAUAGGAGGCGCUAUUCCUAGUGGGCAUGCGCCACAAUACUUGAAGGUCAUCAUCAUCAUCAAGAGGGACACGCGCGCACGUGUCGGUAUAUCGGUGCGCGACCGCGGGACAAGGGCGCGGGCAGAGGACGACGUGUGCGUGUCGGGGAUGCCGGGCCCUCUGGACAACGUGCGGCUGGCGGUGAAGUGCUGCAACAGCCUGGGCCUGGACGUCUACUGCCGGUACACGAACGCCAAGCCGCUGGAGAACAUGUUCUUCUCGCCGUUCGCUCUGGCCGCGGGGCUGUCCAUGACGCUGGCCGGAGCGCGCGACGCCACCGCCGAGGAGAUCAUGCGCCUCAUGCACAUCGACCGAGGACUGUUCGAGACUCAGCGCGAGAUGGUCGACCUCAUCCGACAGCUGAGAAACGAGACCGGAGAGGUGGAACUGCGGCUGGCGACGGGCGCGUUCGUGCGUCUCGGCUACCGGCCGACGGACGAGUACUGGGCAACGGUGCGCCGGGUGUACGGCGGCACCGUGCACGAGGUGGACUUCGUCGAGGACUCGGAGAUGGUGCGCCGACAGAUCAACAGCUGGGUUCGCGAACACACCGACCACCAGGUUAAGGAGAUCCUGACCCCCGGCUCGGUGACGUCAGCGACGCGUCUGUGCAUCGUGAACGGGGUGCAGUUCCGCGCCGUGUGGACGGACCCGUUCUACGAGACCGAGCUGAGGCGGCACGAGUUCCACGCGACCAACGACGACGAGGAAGGCAGCGAGGUCGAGGUCGAGAUGGUGGCGCGCAUCGACGAGUACGGCUACAUCGUCGACCGGGACCUGUGUUUCACCGCCGUGGAGGUCAUACAGAAGGGCGACAAGACCUCGCUGGUGAUCGUGAUGCCGCACCAGCGCCACGACUUCCACGUGCUCGAGGAGCGCCAGAACCUGGACAAGCUGCUGGACCUGCCGAACCGCAUGACGCGCACGCCGGACGUGGAGUUAUGCCUGCCCAGGCUCAAGCUGGACAUGGGCAUGCGCCUCGAGUCCAUACUGUACUACAUGGGGCUGGCCGACCUCUUCAGCGAGCGCGCCAACCUGUCCGGGAUGUUCGGCGAAGGGGUGAACAUGCACGCCACGGAGUGGGUCCACCACGCGGUCGCCGACAUGGUCAACGACCCGACAAAGCCGCGCCGCUACUCCUUCUGCUCCACGGGAGACUCCACGCCGCCUGACGUCACCAGCCGCUCGAACGACGAAGAGUUCAGCCCGCCGCCAGGUUCGGCGCUGGCGCGACGCCGCAGCAGCACGGCGAGCCGCGGCAGCGUCGACGAGUCGACGCUGGCCGCGUCGGUUGCGACCGAGGGGGCCGAGGCGGCCACAGCCCGGCGGGGCAGCGGCAGCGCCACGCCGCCCAGCGCCGCCGCGCAGCCCAAGACCAGCUGCCUGAAGAAGGAAGGAAAGAAGGCCCGAAUGCGCGUGCGCAGAUCGAGCACCGUCCGCACCACCAUCCCGUUCGUGGUGAACAGGCCGUUCAUCUUCUACGUGCUGCACCGGGAACUGUCCCUGCUGCUCUUCAUGGGCGUCGUCAAGAGGAUCGCGUGA
Molecule: messenger RNA, 1737 nt
Organism: Dermacentor silvarum
Lineage: Eukaryota; Metazoa; Arthropoda; Arachnida; Ixodida; Ixodidae
Product: leukocyte elastase inhibitor A-like
Exons: 6
Coding region: 304-1737 (477 amino acids)
Molecular function (GO): serine-type endopeptidase inhibitor activity
Source: RefSeq, a predicted model, not a curated record